Messenger RNA from Clunio marinus, 357 nucleotides. The record is from the annotation of a GenBank genome assembly. Lineage: Eukaryota; Metazoa; Arthropoda; Insecta; Diptera; Chironomidae.
AUGUGCCGUCACAUUAUUGCUAGAGUAAAGAUGAAAGCAUUUUUAGAAUUUGAUGUGAAGGAAGAAGAAGCGAAAGAGGAACGUGACGAGAGGAAAUCAUUUCAGUUGCAAAUAGAUUUCUUUAUGGAAAUUCGAACAAGCAGAAAAAGAAAGAAAUUGGCACGUAAGGAUCGUAAAGCAAGCAACAAUGACUGGUUUUGUACUUGCGUAUUUGUAGGAUUCUGGGAAGCUAACAUUCUUGUUAACAGCGUUGAAACGGGAAUUUCUCAUUUACUUCAACAAAGUUUUUAUCGUAAGAAUUUAAGAAAUUGUGUUGUGUUGAAGGAAACAAAACUUUUCACCAAGUUCAACAUAUAA